Pecten maximus is the source of this 2153-nucleotide messenger RNA. RefSeq names its product calcium uptake protein 1, mitochondrial-like. NCBI's taxonomy places the organism in Eukaryota, Metazoa, Mollusca, Bivalvia, Pectinida, Pectinidae. Gene Ontology annotation, molecular function: calcium ion binding. Gene Ontology annotation, biological process: mitochondrial calcium ion homeostasis; calcium import into the mitochondrion. The transcript has 15 exons. The coding region runs from base 136 to 1809 and encodes 557 amino acids. The record is from RefSeq and is a predicted model, not a curated record. Gene Ontology annotation, cellular component: uniplex complex.
AGCGAGACUUGGCGUUAGUCACAAGAAUGUUUGACAGGAAAGCAAUUUCAACAUAGAAGUAAACAAUACUUGACAGGACAUACAGGAGGCCUGAGCUAUGCUUUAUAAAGCUGUUAACAAAGAAAAAAAAUCAUAAUGAUGAGGUCAGAAGUGCUAAGAUGGUGGGUGAAAGAAAUGGGAGGACAAUUUUCUCGAUCUCAUCAUUCAUCUAAAGCAGGGCCUGCAUACAGAUAUUUUUCCAGCAAACGAUGGCAUCAAACAGUUUAUACGCAAAACAGAAUGAUACUGGGGCGUUGUGGCAGAAGUUCGUCCAUCAGAAAUAUGUUGCAUUCUAGAGGUAUAGCAACUACAUGUUUCAAGUGUACAAAAGAUGGAACAUAUGCUCACAAUGAUUUUGGACAUGGCCCAAACAGAGUUAAAACAGGGAAGAAAAGAACACUAGGAAGGACUUGUCUUGGAUUGCUGCUUGGAAUCGCUUCCUUCAUUCUGAUAUCUCGUCCAAUAUCAUCCUUGAAGAGCACAGUUCAUGCAUCUACUGGAGAAGUAGAAAAACAGGAAGCUGGGGAGGUAGUAGAAGCAAAGGAGGAGGAAGAUGGAGAAGAGGGUGAACAGACAGAAAAGAAGAAGAAGAAGAAAAUUGGUUUCAGAGAUCGCAGGAUUAUAGAAUAUGAAAAUCGUAUCAGAGCUUACUCUACACCAGAUAAAAUAUUCCGCUACUUUGCUACAUUGAAAGUACACCAGGAGCAUGGUGACUGGGAGGUGUACAUGACCCCUGAGGACUUUGUUAGAUCUAUCACUCCAGGAAUGAAGCAACCAGAGGGGUUGGGGUUGGAUCAGUUCCUGAAGUUUGAUCCCCAGAAGGACGAUGUUCACAGCUUGACCAAACAGUUUAAUAAGAAUAUGGAAAAAUUGGGUUAUCCGGGGUCAAAGCACAACAAAGCCGAGUGGAAGAUGGGAGAAGAUAGUAUCUUCUAUCAGCUGGGAGAAAGCGGCCUCAUUUCCUUCUCUGACUACAUCUUCCUUCUCACUGUGCUGUCCACACCACCCAGGAAUUUCCAAAUUGCUUUCCGUAUGUUUGAUCUGGAUGGAGACGGCAAUGUUGACGUUGAAGAAUUUCACAAGGUCCAUCAGAUAAUCCGUAACCAGACAAGCAUAGGAAUGCGUCACCGUGACCAUGCGGUAACUGGCAAUGUCAUGAAGGGUGUGAGCUCAGCAUUGGUUACCUACUUUUUUGGGACAGAGGGAAAGAAAAAGCUGACAGUACCAGUGUUCCUUGCCUUCCAACAGCAGGUCCAGAAUGAAGUGCUCAGAAUUGAGUUUGACCGUUAUGAUCCAGAAGAUGGAAAGAUCCUGGAAAAAGAUUUUGGAAGAAUUCUACUGACAUAUGCUGGCUAUCCUGACAAAAAAAAGACUCGCAUGCUGAAAAGAGUUAUUAAGAAGUUCAAAGAAGAGCCACAGGGUAUCACAUUUGAGGAAUACACAAAUUUCUGGCGAUUCUUGAAGAGCAUCAAUGAUGUGGACACUGCUCUAAGUUUCUACCACCUGGCUGGAGUCUCUAUCGAUGAAGAGACUCUCAAACAUGUGGCCAAGACGGUGGCACAUGUCCAUCUGACCGACCAUGUGGUUAAUGUGGUAUUCACUCUCUUUGAUGAAAACAAUGAUGGUCAACUUAGCAAUCGUGAGUUUGUGUCUGUGAUGAAGCAGAGGGUGAUGCGAGGGUUGGAGAAACCUAAGGACACUGGAUUUAUCAAACUCAUCAAUGCAACCUGGAAGUGUACAAAAUCUCAGACCUCGGCAUUCCUCGAGUAGGCCCAAAGACUUUUGUAUACGAAGGAUCUCUGGACAUUCAUGUUAUGUAUUCUAUCAUUUUGUUUCUAGCAUAUUUUAUAGGAAUGUUAUCAUUACAACCUAAUUUAUAUUUACAUGUAUGAUAACCGUUACACUUUGUUAUUGUCUUUAUAAAUUAUUCACCUUUCCAAUGUAUUUAGUCAUAAAAAAAUGAAGUUAUCAUAUCCUACAGUUGAGUCUGCUUUAAUCAUGUACAGGUAUGUUCCACUAGAUAGUGAUUGUUUUAUUCCGUCUUUAUAGAUUCUUUACCUUGAUACAAUGUUUCAGAUUUAUUCAUCUUGAAAAAUAAAUUUUUUUAUCCUACA